This is a messenger RNA of Alligator mississippiensis (American alligator), 3423 nucleotides long. RefSeq names its product zinc finger protein with KRAB and SCAN domains 1-like. The record is from RefSeq and is a predicted model, not a curated record. Bases 1095 to 2678 code for a protein of 527 amino acids. The transcript is spliced from 5 exons. Gene Ontology annotation, cellular component: nucleus. Lineage: Eukaryota; Metazoa; Chordata; Crocodylia; Alligatoridae. Gene Ontology annotation, biological process: regulation of transcription by RNA polymerase II. Gene Ontology annotation, molecular function: RNA polymerase II cis-regulatory region sequence-specific DNA binding; DNA-binding transcription activator activity, RNA polymerase II-specific.
CCCCCGGGCAGGGGCAUGCGUGCGGCCCGCACAUGGGGGCACCACCACCCCGUGUCCCUUGCCCGCAGAGGGGCACCCCUGCCCGAGCCCCUGCCCUGCUCCCAGCUGCGAUGUGCUCCUGGGGCUGACAGCACACCCCCCCCCCCACCCCCUCUUAUGGUUCUGGACCGACUCAUGGAUUUGGACUUCAUUGGGCUCUUUUGGAUUGGAGCACGAAACAUUUCUUUUUAAUCACCCCCCACCAAGCAUGGAAGGCUAUAUCCGCCUGGACUAAAGGAGGGCUUUAGUAGACAUGAAUAGACAGGAAACCCCCUGGGCCUGUCCCACACUAGAGGUUGCUCUUAUCAUCUGUUGGGUGCAUUGUGGGGUUUUCACAUUGGUGUUCCCUGCCUCAGUUUCCCUUUCUUGUGCCCUCUGCUGUCACCAUGGGAAAGAAUGGGUUAAGGCUGAUGUGACUUACCCGGGGAAGGAAAGGGAGGGGUAACUCAGCUCCUGGGGAAGGGGCCACCAAGAUUACAGUGGGCUGGUUUGCAUAUGAAGACACAGCAGAGCAGCACUGAGGAGGAGCCCCAGCACCUGGAGAGCCCUGCCCUCUCCGGCACACCCAGGAGGGACUGUUGGAAAAGACACUCCCAGGGACACCAGGGGGAAAGCAGAAGGCAGAAGCAGAGGAGACCUCUACCUGCUCUUGUGUUGGGCAGGAUCCUCCUGCUUUGCUGCAUAGGACUCCCGGUGCCCAGAGUUCAUCUGCAAGAGAGGCGGCCCUGGAGCCUGGAUGCUGUCGGGAGGCACCGUGAGUGAGUGCAGGGAGAGCAAGAGCCCAGGCCCCCGGCUGGAGUGAGCCCUUUCCUGGGGAGACGGUGGAUGCUGUGCUGGAGCCCGUGGCAGCCGUGGGCCUUCCCUGCGCAGCCUGAAGUGAAGCUGAAGGAGCAGGACCCAGGAGAUCUCCAGGCAGGAGCUGAGGGGGAGAGCAAAUCCCUUUUGUGGUCCAGAGUGGGACCAGGGUGAGGAGGGUUUCCCCAAGGUGGUCAGCACCUUGGCCAAUAAAGCAGGAGGAGCCGGUCCAACGCCAGGAGAUCCAGGGGCAGGAGGUGAUGCAGGCCAUGCGGCCCCCGCCUGAGACCAAGAUUCCCUUAGAGACCCCACAGCUGGGGUACGACCUCCCCACCCCAGAGACCUGGCGCCAGCGUUUCCGGGGCUUCUGCUACAUGGAAACCAUGGGGCCGCAGGAGGUUUGCAGCCGCCUGUGGGAGUUCGCCCUGCGCUGGCUGGAGCCCCAGCACCGCAGCAAGGAGCAGAUGCUGGAGCUGGUGGUGCUGGAGCAGUUCCUGGCCAUCCUGCCCCGGGAGAUGCAGAGCUGGCAGUGGGGGCAUGGUGUGGAGACCUGCGCUGAGGCCGUGACCCUGGCCGAGGGGUUUAAGCUGGGGCAGGAGGAGGAGGAGAAGCUGCAGGUCAUAGUGAGUGUAAAAGCCGAGGAGGUGUCCUCAGACAAUAUGCAUCCCGCUGCGGCAUCACAGGAACCUGGUGAUUCCUGGCCAGUGCAGCCAAAGGCCGAAUGUGUGGACAGGCCUUUGGAGGACUCAGGAGAGAGGGAAACACCGGGGUCCCUGGACAAGCCACUUCAGGUCUCCAAAGAGGAUCCUCAGUCUCACCAGGACUCAGGAGGUGCCUGGCUGCUGAGCAGAGGUGAGGAGAAACCUCCUGUGGAAGAGCCUGCAGACCUGGAGCCAGCGCAGACUUCCCCAGGGAGUUUGGGUGAGAUGGACUCCCUGAGACCUGAGAAGGAGCCACGGCAUAAGAGUCAGGGAAAGCCCCGAAAGCAGAAGGAGAAUGUAGCGGUGAACAAGGUACCAUCUGCAGUUGGGUGUGCCAGUGGAGAAGGGGCAGAGCCUAGAAAGAGCCUUGGGUGCAGGGAAGAAGUUGUGGUGCUGAGAGACCUAAAGAGCCGCUGGAAAGGUGCACUGCAUCCCAGCCCAGGAAGUGGGGAGAGCUUCAUCUGGAAGCAGGCGCUCACUACCAAGAACAGAGGCAGAGCCCAUCCCAGCCCCAAGCAACGUCGUAUCCACCCAGGGAGGAAGACACACCGCUGCAACAAGUGCAGGAAGAACUUCAGCUGCGUGCAAGACCUGUCCCAGCACCAGUGUGUGCAGAGUGGGGAGCAGCCAUACCUUUGCACCAGGUGUGGGAAGAGCUUCAAGCAGCCCUCCAUGCUGGCCAGGCACUUGUUCAUGCACACACGGGAGAAGCCACAUCAAUGCUCAGAGUGUGGGAAGCGCUUCAACCUGUCCUCCAUCCUGGCCAAACACCAGCUUAUCCACAAGAGGGAGAAGCCACAUCGGUGCUCAGAGUGCGGGGACACUUUCACUCACCCCUCCAGCCUGACUCAGCACAAGCGUAUUCACACAGGGGAGAAGCCACAUCGGUGCCUGGAGUGUGGGAAGAGCUUCUCCCGUUCCUCUAGUUUGGCCCGGCAUGGGCUCACCCACACAGGGGAGAAGCCACAUCAGUGCUUGGAGUGUGGGAAGAGCUUCACCCUGUCCUCCAGCCUGACCACACACCAGCUCAUACACACAGGGGAGAAGCCACAUCAGUGCUCAGAGUGUGGAAAGAGGUUCACCCAGUUCUUCAGCCUGGCCCGGCACCAGUUUAUACACGCAAGGAAGGAGCCACAUCAGUGAUCAGAGGGUGAGAAGAGCUUUAUGAAAUUCUCCCACCCAGCUUAUCCACACAGAAGAGAGGCCACAUCACCAUAUUUCUCAGCUAUAAUUCUCACUGAAAUUACCAGCAUCCCCAUUUUUUAUAUUUUUUUGAGGAAAUGUGCCUGUGGUAUGUGUUGCAGUUAGAAACCGAAUUUUUAACCGAGUGCUCUGGGAAUUAACACAACACCUGGUCGGUGGAUAGCAGAAAGGCUUGUUUUAAUCACUACUAACAAGCUACAACACUAAGUUACAGUACAAGACUCUUUCCCAAUAUAAAAGAAGCUAUUAGCCCUUAGUGUUAUCUUAGCAGCACGGAGAUCUUUACCCGAUGCAGGCAGGAGGCCGUUCUUGUACAGCCUCAAAGCCUUGGUCCUUCACGUGGAGGCUGGGUGGCAGGAUGGCUUCUGGUCUGGACUGCGCACGCCUUGCUGACAAACCUGCUGAGUUUCUAUACUGCGUUUUUUUAAGCAUAUUUUCUUGGUGGGUUGAAGAACAUGGCCUGGACAAAGGUGACAGGGUGGAGGGUCAUUGUCCUUUGGUUGUGUUGUAAAUGUUAGUCUUUUGCAUCCAUCUCUGGCUGUUGUAAGUAAAACCGACAUGCACAAAAACCCUUCAAUGCUCUGAAGGCUUCUCAUUUGCUCAAUUAUAGUGUGGCUUGAUUGCUGGAACCCGACACCCUAAACCAGGGUAUACUACAUGAUUAACUGCAGUAGAGCUCAAUUAC